AUGGCUGAGUCAAAAUACGGCCGCAUCCGCCUCCGCCCCAUGCCUCCAGGACCCGACCUCCUCCCAGUUCCACCCCAGUACCCCCCAGGCAGAGUUCGGCGAAGGCGGGCUUCUGGAGACUUUCCUCAACCACUGCCUCCUGAAGCUAUCGGCAAAGGCAGGGGCGAGUACCAAGACGCCGAAGAGGAGUGGGAGGAAUAUCAAGGGUACAUCACAUCCCACGACGCUGUGGUGCCUCCUCGUCACUCGCUUCCACCGCCCAAGGAUCGUAGGAGAUCCUUAAAAGCCCCCAAAGCCCCUCGACCUCUUACGCCCGAAGUAUCAUACAGCAGCGACCAAGAGCUACUCUCGCCUCCCACCAACCGCCGGAACGCGUCCGCAUUGGGACUGAUUUCUCCCCAGCUGCAGCGUUCGAAGAGUGAUAGAAUUCCCAAAUCUGCUAGGAUCAACCUCUCGCCGACCCACAGCGACUUUGCAAGGUCCUUGUCAAACGCGUCUCGGUCGUCAUUCCUUGGUGACAGAGCGUACCGCUACCGGCCGCUUGAGGAACAGUCCAUCAGACUGAUCAAGAUCCUACCGGAAAGAAAGACAAUGAUCAAGUGCGAGAUCAUCCAUGUAUCCCUAGAAGAGCCCCCUCGAUAUGUCGCCAUCUCGUACGCGUGGGGAGACCCGAGAGACACGGGCAGGAUCGAGGUUGAAGGAUGUCCCACAUAUGUCUCGGCCAGUCUUCACGGCGCCCUUCAGGCACUUCGAAAGAGAGCAGAGUCGGUUCUGGUGUGGGUAGAUGCUCUAUCCAUCGACCAGCAGAAUCGAGACGAGCGAGCUCAGCAGAUUCAGCUCAUGCCCGAUAUCUACUCCAGCGCUGUGUAUGUCGCGAUUUGGCUGGGUCCUGAGGAAGACGAUAGUUCACAUGCUGUCAACUUUCUUUGCGACGUGGCUAAGGAGGCCAAGUACCCGGACGAAGUCUCGCAGCUCUUGGCGGAGGGAGCAAGGAACGGAGAUCUCGCUGCUGUAGUAUCCUUGUUUGAGAGAGACUACUGGAGAAGACUGUGGGUUGUCCAAGAAGUCUUCAACGCGAGGGAAAUCGACGUCUAUUGCGGAUCUUCCAGGGUUCCAUGGAACACGUAUCAGCGUGCGUCAGAUGUCUUCAGUCAGCACCGCGGCAACCAGGCCUUCCGAAAUGAUCAGAUCGAGGGGAGACGCGCUGUUGGUUCACCGGAUCAGUUCAGCUGCGCUCAGGUUCUGAUGUACCAAGGCCCAGCGAGUAUUCCUGACCUCCGAGCCUACAUGGACUGCGGAGAAGCAGCUCUGCUCGAGAUUCUUCGAGCGUGUCGGAGAAAGCUUGCCUCGGAUCCAAGGGAUAAACUCUUUGGCAUUCUCGGCGUCUUGCCGGAUGAGAUACGCAAGGAGUUUCAUGCCGACUAUAAUCUCCCAGUCAAGGAUGUAUACACCGAAGUCGUCGACUAUCUCCUAACGACGACGCGAUGUCUUGACGUUAUCUGCGAGGCAAUACACUUUCCAGUCCACACAAGCUCAGCCAACCUACCCUCCUUCAUCCCGGAUUGGUCACACAUCCCGCAGACGACGUCCUUGGGUUGCAAGUUCGGCUUCUCUGCAUCAGGGAAUACCAAGGCUCGCUGCGAAUUUCUCGACUACCGACUGAACAAGCUGCAAAUAGAGGCAAUACCCCUCGAUACGAUCAAGACGAGAGGCGUCGCAGUGGGUACCCUCUGCAACUUGGGAGACUACCUCAUGGCCUUUUUGCACUGGAGGGCAUUGCUCCUAGACGCCUUCAGCCAGGAGAGCGACGCGUCUAGUCAGGCGGCCGAGGAACACUUUGCAAUAACGCUGUGUCUCGGACAGAUCCCAGAGCCAUAUAAGGGAGCGAGUGAGUGGGUGGCGGCCUGCUACAGUGUUUUUGCCAACUUGAUCCGCGAGCGGCUGCCGUAUCUGCCCCUGGAUCAGACCUUGCGGGAAUAUCUGCAUUUGGAGGUGGGCGUGCAGCCCGAGGAGAGGAGGGAUUUUUUACAGAAGCAGAUUGGAGAUAGGAUGAUGGGGCGGUGCUUGUGCAUCACCGAGGAAAACAGGAUCGGGAUGGGAUCAGGGUUCAUGCUCCCUGGGGACCAGGUCGUGGUGCCCUUGGGUUGUUCAACCCCUAUUCUGCUGAGACCUGAGGGUACCCGUGGCGAGUACCGCUUUGUGGGGGAUGUGUAUAUCAGCGGGUACAUGGAUGGGAGGGCUAUUGGGCAGUGGAAGGCAGGGCAGAGGAGCUUGAAGAAGUACGUACUGCAUUAA
Molecule: messenger RNA, 2295 nt
Organism: Fusarium falciforme
Lineage: Eukaryota; Fungi; Ascomycota; Sordariomycetes; Hypocreales; Nectriaceae
Product: HET domain-containing protein
Exons: 2
Coding region: 1-2295 (764 amino acids)
Source: RefSeq, a predicted model, not a curated record